Messenger RNA from Wyeomyia smithii (pitcher-plant mosquito), 2003 nucleotides. RefSeq names its product vacuolar protein sorting-associated protein 33A (gene car). Gene Ontology annotation, cellular component: CORVET complex; lysosome. Gene Ontology annotation, biological process: vesicle-mediated transport; intracellular protein transport. The transcript is spliced from 4 exons. Lineage: Eukaryota; Metazoa; Arthropoda; Insecta; Diptera; Culicidae. The record is from RefSeq and is a predicted model, not a curated record. Bases 122 to 1939 code for a protein of 605 amino acids.
GCAAUGAUGAAGUUGAAUGAUUAUUUUCCAAAACAAAUGAAAUCUCGUUAGCUUGGUUAGCUUUCGGUACAAAUGUUUUACUUGGUUUCUGCAUGAUUUUUAAAUUGCUCAUUGUGAAACGAUGUUUACUCAUCUCUCUGGAGGCCGUCUGAACGUGCAGUUACUUCAGGAAGCAGCCGCCCGGGAGUUAGUUGAAAUAUUGGAUCGCUGUGAAGGGACAAAGGCCAUCAUUUGGGAUGAAUCAUUGGGUGGCCCGGUCGGUUUGGUUGCGCGGUAUACGUUUCUCAAAGAGCACCAUGUUACCAAGAUGUACCAACUGCGGCCUGAGCCGUGGACCGACAUUGACGUAAAGAACAUAAUAUUCAUUACCCGACCAAAUCAAACCCUCAUGGAUUACAUCGCAAAUAAUAUACACGAAGAGGAACGAAAGAAAAAAGUUAGCAAAAAGGAAUAUUAUCUGUACUUCCUACCGAAAAAGUCUUUUCUCUGCGAGAAGCGGCUGCAGGUAAAAGGCGUCCACGGAAGUUUGGCGUACAUUGGAGAAUUCAAAUGCGACUUUUUUCCAUUCGACAACGAUUUUCUUUCUAUGGAACUUAAAGAUGCUUUCAAAGAUCUUUAUAUUGAAGGUGACACCUCAAGCCUGCAUCAAUCAGCAUGCGCUUUGAUAGCGCUACAAAAAUUAUACGGCCGAAUACCGAAAGUCUACGGUAAAGGAAGUUGUGCCCAACGGGUCUGGGAAUUGACGAAGGCAAUGGCUGAUGAGGACGAAACGAUACUGAACGGCGCAAGCUGCGAUAAGGGCGUUAUCGAUCAGAUGAUCAUACUCGAUAGGUCAAUCGAUUUAAUGAGUGUUCUGGCAACUCAGCUAACCUACGAGGGCUUAAUCGACGAAAUUUUUGGCAUCAACAACACCACCGUUAAUUUACCGGCUGAAAAAUUCACUUCGGGGGAGGGGUUCGCUAUCGAAAAGAACACCGAAAAAAAUCAGUUCAUUCUAAACUCGAAAGAGCAAUUGUUCGCCGAGCUGCGAGACAAAAAUUUCAAUGCCGUUGGUGCAGUUCUUUCUCGGCUGGCCAAAUCAAUACGCUCCAGAGCUAACGAAAAUCACGGUGAAAAAUCUAUUCAGGAGUUAAAAAAGUUUGUUGAAAGUUUGCCUCACAUCAAAGCGAACGAACAAUCACUGGCAACCCAUACAAAAAUUGCCGAACUUAUCAAAGAAGUUAUUUCAUCUGACGCCUUUUUAGAUGAACUUGGCUGUGAGCAAGAGUUCAUGAUGUGCUCCGAUGUCGAUAAACCGAAUCCGUUCAUCGAAGAUUUGAUUGCAAAAGAAGCACCCCUGCGCAACGUGCUUCGUCUAAUGUGCAUGCAAUCGAUUGCCGGAUCCGGCUUGAAACCUAGAGUUCUGGACUAUUACAAGCGAGAGCUGGUUCAGGUGUAUGGUUUACAAACUUUAUUGACAAUUGGGAACCUCGAAAAAGCAGGGCUACUGAAGCCACAGACAAGUACACGAAGUUAUGCUGUUCUACGUAAAACGUUGAACCUAACAGCUGAAAAUCCAGAGGAGGUUUCCCCCAAAGACAUUUCCUAUGUACACAGCAUUUAUGCGCCCCUUUCGGUACGCAUUAUCGAACAGCAUCUCAAGCCGAACGGCUGGCAGGGACUGAAUGACGUCUUGUCCGGUUUACCGGGUCCCACUUUUGAAGACUUCCAAUCGUCAAUGACGCUGAAUAAUCGGCGGGGUUCAUUUACAUCGGAGAUUUCCCAAUCGGACAUUCCACGAGUCGUUGUUGUAUUCUUCGUCGGUGGAUGCACGUUCGCCGAAAUCUCCGCCCUUCGCUUCCUUGCCCAGCAAGACGAGAACAACGUGGAAUUUGUCGUAUGCACCACGAAAUUAGUUAAUAAAAAUAAUUUCCUUGAUACGUUUAUUGAGAAAAACUAAGUAAAGUACUAAUCGAAAGAUCGAAGUACCCUAAUAUAUCCAUCAGAUAAAAAAUGAUUGAAAA